UUUUGACAUUUUCCCAUUUUUUAAUUUUAUUAAUUUGUUUUGUGGGCGGUCAGGCGAAGCAGACGCUCCUGAGAAUAUUACUUCUCUUCUUCUUCUUCUUCAUUUGGUAAGAAUAAGCCAAAGCAAUCCCAAAAACCCUAACGGUACUGUGUAGAAGCUAUAUACACCAUUAACCUACUUCACCUCUGCACGCAAGAGCCGAUUCGUUUCCCAAUCAAGAUUUUUCUUUCCUAAAGCCCUAAAAUUUUCGAUUUUCGAUUUUGAUUUUGAAGAAUCGGAACAUUUUGGAUGUCUCCUGCAGCGGUGGAGAUUGGGUCUCCGGUUGAAAAUUUCACUGCAUUAUUCCCGGAGAGUGUUCACUCUCACGAUCAAGCAAACAUGGACCCUUCGUUCUCCUUUGGGUUUGGUGCUGGUUCAGGACAAAAUACAAAGACUCGACUAAAGCCGAGGCUGGUGAAACUGAGGAAGAACGAAAGGAAGGUCAAAGGAACCUCUUUUUCCGGCGAGAUCCUCUCAGGUUUCAACCCCUUUGCGCCGCCCAGUAACGGUAGUCUUCAUAUGAACAGUGGGGAUAAAUGUUUUGUCUUUGGAGCUAAUGGGAAUAGUUCUGGUGCAAAAGCUAGUCCAGGUAAUGCCACUGUAUCUUCUUUGUCUGAUGAAGAGUUUAGUACACCUAUAGGGGACUCUGAGUUGGGUUCGGAAUCCAGUAAAAAACAUUCAGAUAGAGUUGUGCAAAAGGUAGAUAAUGAGAGCACAACUUGUGAUGCGAAAACUGGACUCAAGUUUGAUUGUGAUGGAAAUGGAAGCUGGAAAAGUGUUGAGAAUCCAGAUGCUGUCAAGGAGGACAUAUACAAGACAUCUUGUUAUGAUACUUGUAGCAAGUCUAAGAGUUUUCACUUUGCUGAUGGUAAAACUGUCCAUAGAGAUGGUCCUGAAUUGAACCUGGCUGCUGACUUGGAGAAGCUUAAUAUCAGUGAUUCCAGAGUUUAUGGUGGCAGCGACUAUGAGGAAGCAAGCAAAUCCAUUAACACACCUGUGUUUACUUUUGGUAACUUUGGAAAGGUUGAUCCUAAAUGUGAAGCGGCAACAUCAGGGUCAUGCUCUUUCAGUUCCAAUGGUUUUCACCAAAGUAAUAAUGUAGAGGAAGUAAAACCAACUUUCCGCUCCAAGACCACCAACGUAAACAACCUAUCAAACACUAGCUUUAGUACAGGAACAUCCUUUGAUGAUUUCAAGGUACCCGUAUGGGAUCCUUCUUCGCUUAAGAACAGUCUGUUUCCAGAAUUGAGUAGAAUUCCAGUACACCAACGAAGAAAUCGUUUGUCCAAGGACAGGAAAUCGAAGAAAAUCAAGGAAAAAAUGAAACAGCCUGAGCCGGAUCGAUGCAACGAUCGGACUUCUGCGGGAAUUCAGGCUCAAGAAAAACUGAACUCCCCUGAAAAUUGCUCACCCAUGGAUUAUUCUCCUUAUCAAGGUGAGAAAGCCAGCAAUCAAUUUACAACAGAAACUCCUCUGACAUCAUUUGGUCCCUCACAUUCAAGCAAACAUGACAAUUCCCGUUUUAGCAAUGACUCUAAGGUUGCCUCAGCUUGGGAUUCAUCUCUCUUCACGGCAGAGGAUCAUGGAAGUAGUUGUAUGCCAAAGUUUUCUUUCUCAGCAUCCACUUCUCAGGGAACAACGCCACACACAAAGCUUCAAGCUGUAAAGAAAUAUAGGAGGAAACUUAAUAAAAGUUUGCCGAAAAACAAUCUUAAUGCAACCAUGCGAAACAAUCAAGAGAAUCAACCUGUGAAUACAAGUCAAGCAAAACAGGACACAGGCUCUACAUCGAUGAUGCCUGAUGUCUGUGAGGUCUGGCGGCUAAGGGGAAAUCAAGCCUACAAAAAUGGUUAUAUGAGUAAAGCCGAGGAAUGUUACACACAGGGUAUUAAUUCCUCCCCGCCAAGUGAUAACUCAGAAUACUCUGUGAAACCUCUUGCACUAUGCUAUGGUAACCGUGCAGCAGCAAGGAUUUCUCUUGGAAGAUUGAGGGAGGCGAUAACCGACUGUGAGAGAGCUGCUUCACUUGAUCCAACCUACAUUAAAGCGUAUAUGAGAGCUGCAAAUUGUCAUCUUGUGCUGGGGGAACUUGGAUCAGCAGUGCAGUAUUUUAAUAAAUGCAUGGAAUCCACCGCUAGUGUCUGCUUGGAUCGACGAACUACUAUAGAAGCAGCUGAAGGCUUACAACAGGCUAAAAGGGUAGCUGACUUUACCAGCUGUGCAUCCAUAUUAUUGGAGAAGAGAACACCUGAUGGUGCAUCUGACGCAUUGGUUCCAAUUGCCAAUGCCUUGUUGAUUAGUUCAUGCUCAGAUAAAUUGCUUCAAAUGAAGGCCGAGGCCCUGUUUAUGAUCCGACGUUAUAAAGAAGUGAUUGAGCUUUGUGACAAUACCCUUCAGACGGCUGAGAGGAAUAUUGUUUCAGAAGGGAUCGGUGGGACGACAAAUGUUGAUAGAUUAGGCUCUACGCAUCACGCCCUAAUAGUGUGGAGAUGGAACAUGAUUUCCAAGUCGCACUUCUACUUGGGAAACCUUGAGAAGUCCCUUAAUAUAUUAGAAAAGUUGCAGCAAGUGGAAUAUAACUACAAUGAGAAUCAGGAAGAGUGUCGUGAGUCACCAGCUUUUUUAGUGGCCACCAUUUCUGAACUUUUGCGUUACAAGAACGCAGGUAAUGAAGCUGUUCGGGAAGGAAAGUAUAUGGAAGCAGUAGAGCAGUAUACUGCUGCUCUAUCAAGAAAUGUUGACUCACGCCCUUUUGCAGCAAUUUGCUUUUGCAAUCGAGCAGCUGCUAAUCAGGCCCUAGUCCAAAUUGCUGAUGCAAUUGCUGACUGUAGUCUUGCCAUGGCUCUUGAUGAAAACUACACGAAGGCAGUUUCCAGAAGAGCCACAUUACAUGAGAUGAUCAGAGAUUAUGGUCAAGCAGCUAGUGAUCUCCAGAGGCUUAUCAGCAUUCUCGUAAAGCAAAGUGAUAAGACAAAAACACCAGAGACAUCUGCUGAUCGUGCAAGCAGCAGAAAAGAACUAAAGCAGUCCCGUCAACGGUUGUCUUUAAUGGAAGAAAAAUCAAAAGAGGGCAUUCCUCUGGAUUUCUUCCUCAUCAUGGGAGUGAAGACAACUGACACUGCGGCUGAUAUCAAAAAGUCAUACCGUAAAGCAGCUCUUAGACAUCACCCAGACAAGGCUGCACAGAUUCUUGUCAGAAGUGAAAGUGAAGGACCGUGGUUGAAGGAGAUAUUAGAAGAGGUUCACAAGGGUGCAGAUAGGCUCUUCAAAAUGAUUGGAGAGGCAUAUUCAGUUCUUUCUGACCCGACUAAGAGGUCGGACUAUGAACUCGAGGAAGAAAUUAGAAAAGCCAGGGCAUCUAGAGAAAGCUACAGAAGCAGAAAGGCUGCGGAAGCAAGUAGCCCUCCUUAUCAGACAAGUGCAAGCAGGCGAUACUGGAGGGACAGCGGGAGGACAUACCGAAAUACGCCUUCUUGGUGGUAGAACUCUAAAAUUCUUGGUGGCAUUAGGAAAAGGAACCCAGUAUUUUUUUGGUGGUUUAAGCAAAGAGGAUUCCUCCGAGGUGAGUUAUUGCAGAGCUGGUGAAGUGUACAGGCCUGCUACACAUCAGUUCAGCAAAUGAUACCAGCUUGCAUAUUAAAGAUUUGUUUGCUUCAAUGGUGAAAACGGGGAACUCAACUCCUGUGAGGUUGUGACCUAACUACACAUUGUCUGAAAAAUUACUGAUUGUACUGUUUGUAAACACAUUUGGUAGAUCAGAGAAAUGAGAAACCUAAUUUGGUCUUUAACAUAUUUUGUAUCUGAACCUCUCCAAAUUCUUGAACCUAAUACACUCUUGAACCUCAA
Messenger RNA from Capsella rubella, 3885 nucleotides. RefSeq lists its product as uncharacterized. Gene Ontology annotation, molecular function: protein binding. The record is from RefSeq and is a predicted model, not a curated record. Bases 289 to 3522 code for a protein of 1077 amino acids. The transcript is spliced from 12 exons. NCBI's taxonomy places the organism in Eukaryota, Viridiplantae, Streptophyta, Magnoliopsida, Brassicales, Brassicaceae.